This is a messenger RNA of Lethenteron reissneri (Far Eastern brook lamprey), 3036 nucleotides long. RefSeq names its product ERCC excision repair 2, TFIIH core complex helicase subunit (gene ERCC2). The record is from RefSeq and is a predicted model, not a curated record. Gene Ontology annotation, molecular function: damaged DNA binding; hydrolase activity, acting on acid anhydrides, in phosphorus-containing anhydrides; ATP binding. Gene Ontology annotation, biological process: nucleotide-excision repair; positive regulation of mitotic recombination; transcription by RNA polymerase II. Gene Ontology annotation, cellular component: nucleus. NCBI's taxonomy places the organism in Eukaryota, Metazoa, Chordata, Hyperoartia, Petromyzontiformes, Petromyzontidae.
UUUCGCGUUUUCGUAACCGCGUCACAAAAAUAGUCGUCCCGUGGCGAGACGCUGCGAGGAUUUGAACGAGUGGCGGAAUUAUUUUUAAUUAAACAAAAACCUCGACGCGAUCUCCUCGUUGUUGGCGUGUUGCGGACAGCUUGACGAGUCGGUUCGGAAGCGAACGAACAGCGGUGGAAACGUGGGCGAAGUCGACGAUGAAGCUGGACAUAGAGGGGCUGGUCGUGUACUUUCCGUACGAGUUCAUCUACCCCGAGCAGUACUCGUACAUGCUGGAGCUCAAACGCACGCUGGAUGCCAAGGGUCAUGGCGUGCUGGAGAUGCCUUCGGGCACAGGGAAAACGGUCUCGCUCCUCGCUCUCAUCGUCGCAUACCAGCGGGCAUUCCCCAACGAGGUACAGAAGCUUGUGUACUGCUCACGGACGGUGCCCGAGAUUGAGAAGGUGAUUGAGGAGAUGAAGAAGCUGGUGGCUUAUUACGAGAAACACACAAAAGAGCCCAUGAAGUUCCUCGCGCUCUCCCUGAGCUCCCGCAAGAACUUGUGCAUUCACCCCGAGGUGAGCGCCCUGCGCUUCGGCAAGGAGGUGGACGGCCGCUGCCACUCGCUCACAGCAUCGUACGUGCGCAACCGGCACAGCUCCGAUGGCAGCGUGCCCGUCUGCUCCUUCUACGAGGACUUCAACACGAAUGGGCGCGAGGUGCCGAUGCCGCCAGGAAUCUACAGCCUGGACGAUCUCAAGGAGUACGGGCGACAGAAGCACUGGUGCCCCUACUUCCUUGCCCGCUACACGAUCAUGCACGCCAACGUGGUGGUGUACAGCUACCACUAUCUGCUCGACCCCAAGAUAGCCGACCUUGUCUCCAAGGAGAUGUCCAAAAAGUCUGUCGUCGUCUUCGACGAGGCCCACAACAUCGACAACGUGUGCAUCGACUCGAUGAGCGUGAACAUCACACGCCGCACGCUCGACCGGUGCAGCACGAAUAUCGAGACUCUGCAGACCACGAUACAGAAGAUCCGGGAGACGGACGCUACGAAGCUGAAGGAGGAGUACCGGCGCCUCGUGGAGGGGCUCAGGGACGCGAGCGUCGCCCGGGAGACGGACGUCCACCUCGCCAACCCCGUGCUGCCCGACGAGGUUCUGCAAGAGGCGGUGCCUGGCAACAUCCGGAACGCGGAGCACUUUGUGUCGUUCCUUAAACGCUUCGUGGAGUACCUCAAGUCGCGUCUGCGCGUCACGCACGUGCUGUCCGAGAGCACCCCCGCCUUCCUCAAGGAGACCUACGACCGCAUCUGCAUCGACCGCAAGCCCCUGCGGUUCUGCUCAGAGCGGCUGCGCUCGCUCCUCCGCACGCUGGAAAUCGCCGACAUUGCAGAUUUCUCUCCGCUCACGCUCGUCUGCAACUUCGCCACCCUUGUCAGCACCUACACCAAUGGGUUCACGCUGAUAAUCGAGCCGUUUGAGGACAAAACCCCCACCAUCCUCAACCCCAUUUUGCGCUUAAGCUGCAUGGACGCGUCGAUUGCGAUUAAGCCGGUCUUCAGCCGCUUCCAGACCGUCAUCAUAACCUCGGGGACGCUGUCUCCCCUGGACAUGUAUCCCAAAAUCCUUGACUUCCGUCCGGUUACCGUGGCAUCCUUCACCAUGACCUUGGCCAGGACCUGCCUGUGCCCCAUAAUUGUCGCGCGCGGGAACGACCAGGUGACCAUGAGCUCAAAGUUCGAGACAAGGGAAGAUAUCGCGGUGAUCAGGAACUACGGGAACCUGCUGCUGGAGAUGACGUGCGUGGUGCCCGACGGGGUCGUGUGCUUCUUCACGAGCUACCACUACAUGGAGUCCAUCGUGGCCGCCUGGUACGAGCAGGGGAUCUUGGAAAAUAUCCAGCGGAACAAACUGAUCUUCAUUGAAACGCAGGACGGAGCCGAGACGAGCGUGGCGCUCGAGAAGUACCACGAGGCUUGUGAAAACGGAAGAGGAGCCGUGCUUCUAUCAGUUGCCAGAGGCAAGGUGUCCGAGGGCAUCGACUUUGUUCACCACUACGGGCGGGCGGUGAUCAUGUUUGGAAUCCCGUACGUGUACACGCAGAGCAGAAUUCUCAAGGCGCGGCUCGAGUUCCUGCGGGAUCAUUACCAGAUCCGGGAGAACGACUUCCUGACAUUCGAUGCCAUGCGGCAUGCUGCACAGUGCGUGGGGCGUGCAAUCCGUGGCAAGACCGACUAUGGCGUCAUGGUGUUUGCAGAUAAGCGCUAUUCGCGAGCGGACAAACGAGGGAAAUUGCCGCGCUGGAUCCAAGAGCACAUCACGGAUGCGAACCUGAACCUCACCAUCGACGAGGCGCUGCAGGUCACCAAGCAUUUCCUGCGCCUCAUGGCUCAGCCCUUCAGACGGGAGGACCAGCUUGGACUGUCUCUCUUAACCCUGGAGCAACUACAGUCUGAAGAUAUGCUGCGCAAGAUCGAGCAAAUCGCACACCAGCUAUGAGAAUGCAGUGGACAACCACAAGGAGUGGGAUGCGAAAUAUUGUUUGCCACUCAACGGUUUUGGCUGGGCACCACUGUAACCAUGUGAUUUUGCCUGUCAUGGAUCAGUCGUGCAUUUGCCUCCCUGCCCAACCACCAUUGGUACCAUUAAACACGUGGUGCUGCAAAUAAUGGCAGUUCGGUACCGUUUGACCAUCGUUGAUCAGAGUAAAUGGUUCAUCUGCUCAUUAGAAAUGCAUGCUAUGCAAGUGCAUUUGGAAGGAAUUUCACUGUAACAGCAAAUCCACAAAUGUCUUUUUUAAAAUAAAAUUACAGCACUUGGACAUAGGCAUACAAUUUUUCUAUUGAAUUUACAGUCUGAAUACGUUGUGUAAAUGUCCAAAGUUUUAUUUUAACAUUCAUAUUUUCUAUACUGUAGUUUAUUUUCUAUUAUAUUUUUACACUCUUAGGACAAUACUUUAAAGCCUGUUGUAUAUUUAAAGUAGUUGACAAAUUUGAAAGGUGAACACCAACGCAGAGAGUGUGUGUAUAUGUAAGCAAAUAAUAUGGAAAUGUGA